CUAAAUGAUGAAAAUUCCGCGAUUAUGCCUUUCUCAAAAUCAUAUUUCCGCUUCAUACGUAAGCUAAUUUGUGAAUUUGUGAGGCUGUUUUUUGGUCUGUUUCUUUUUAAACCAUUUGUUCUUAAUUUUCAGAAAAGGUGCAAAUUUUCCCCUUCACCCUCAUCAAAUACCCUAAGGAAAUGGGUUUCCAUCCAUGGUCAAGUAUACGAAACAGACUCCUGGUUUAAUGUUUCUCCCAAAAUUCUUGACCUCAUUUCACGAAAUCUACACAAUCAAGAAUAUCAUCCACUGUGGCUGCUCAAACGUCGGAUCACGGAGUUUAUACACAAGCGUUCAUCCCAUCAGAAGGACGAGGGAAUCGGCACUUCUCAUCCUCUCUUUUCCGUGCAUGAUUUCCUCAGUCCAGUUGUGUCUUCGUUCCAGAACUUUGACAGCCUUCUCGUUACUCCCGACCAUGUAAGUCGUCGACCAACAGACACUUACUACAUCAAUGAACACACUGUGCUUCGUAGCCACACAUCUGCGCACGAGAUGGAACUUAUAAAGUCGGGCCUUAACGCUUUCGUCACCGUUGGUGACGUUUACCGUCGAGACGACAUCGAUGCUCUGCACUAUCCUGCAUUUCACCAAUUGGAAGGUGUUCGCCUUUUCACUGCAAAGGAGCUGUUCAAAGAAGCAGUGGAUCCCAGUAAAUGUCUUAACCUCUUUGAGCAUUUGCCGCCGAAGGUCUUGCAAUCUCUCUCCAGUGCUGUACCCUCUUCUGAACUUCCUCCUGGCAGGCAACCUCGUCAUACCCUCGAAGCCGCUUAUUGUGUUGAGUUUCAACUAAAAUCCGUUUUGGAGGAGCUUGCCAUCAAUCUAUUCGGGAAGAAUGUCCCAAUGCGGUGGGUACCGGCGUAUUUUCCUUUCACACAUCCCUCGUGGGAGUUGGAAAUCCAGACAGGUGUGAUGACGGGCACCGCUUCCGAUGGCUGGACAGAGAUGCUAGGUUGCGGCAUUCUGCGUCAGGAGAUUCUCGACCACAGCGGAGUUACAAAUAGGGUGGGCUACGCGUUCGGACUGGGACUCGAGCGGUGGGCCAUGAAGCUAUACAGUAUUCCGGACAUCCGUCUAUUCUGGUCCAAGGAUCCGGGCUUUUUGCAUCAAUUUAAAGUGGAGAGCAUUAACGAUCCCAUCAUCUACAAGCCAGUGAGUGUCUACCCGCCUUGCAUCCUGGACAUCUCCUUCUGGCUGCCCCGUGUCGCGUCUGAUCAUCAUCUGGAGUUUGAGCGUGACUUCCUCGAACUUGUCAGAGGUGCGGCCAAUGAUCUUGUCGAACAGGUGACACAGGUUGACAGAUUUGUGGACAAGGCGAAUGACCGAGUGAGCUGUUGCUAUCGCAUUGCUUACAGAGAUCACAGCCGUACUCUCACCAUGCAGGAG
This is a messenger RNA of Hydatigera taeniaeformis, 1422 nucleotides long. Lineage: Eukaryota; Metazoa; Platyhelminthes; Cestoda; Cyclophyllidea; Taeniidae. The record is from the annotation of a GenBank genome assembly.